UUAAGAAGCUGCUACAGCUAUACUGUAAGGUUAAGAGUUUAUUCUUUCAAAGCAGGUCUCCUCAUCUCUUAAACGCUAUAUAUAUUAAGUAGAUAAAAACUGCAAUUUCUAUUUUGGUAGCAUUUAGGAUCUACAAAAGUGAUCUUUCAAUUACUUGGAAUUUCAAAAUAGAGGUUACCUAGUAACAAUGCACCAGUAGAACACAAAAUACUCUGAUUUUGUUUAGUCUGUGGGGGAAAAAAAAUCUUUAAACUGGAAAGAUUCUGUAGCCUUACGAAGAUCAUUACAUUGGAAUUGGAAUUACUGUAGUUCGUUUUUCCCUCUAGGAGGGCAGCCAUUUCUCUACAAGUUUUGUAAAAGUUAAGACUCGGAUUUCAAAAUGCAAGCAGAUGUUGAUGAAGCAUACGAAAUGGGCAACUCCAUUUCUAUUUCGGAGCCGCAGUGACUCCGACUUUGUGCCCCAAGCCUGUAAAGCACAAAACCUCAUCCCUUUGGUGUAAACCUUCAAGAGAAGUGGGGCAGCACACUUCACGCUUUUCACCAACAGGCUGGCGACAUGCUAGGUCAGGGUGUCCGGGGAAUCGGGGCUGAAUGGGAGAGAUCUUGAGGGCAAGAGCCUCAGAGACCUUCAGGCACCGGGCUCGUGAAGGUUUCCACGUGCCCCUAUCUAGCUGGUCCCAGGGGGAAUUAGUGGUUGCUACAGUAGUUUAAGAGGGCCGUGGUUUUUCGCACCCCGGGCGGCGAGAUGGCGCUUUGGUGUAAGCGAGGUAAGGUGGGUGCACUGGGAUCUCCGCUCUCGGAGCCUCCAGUUGACUGCCACGCCGACUUGCGGCCAGACCUGCGACCUCCGCCCUCCCCCGCGGCGCCAGCCUCUGGAAUCUGGCGUCGCCCCCACUUCUCCAGUCGAAGUGGGAGUCCCUCUGUGCGGGGCCUCGCCGCCAUACCCAGGCCGAAUGGGGGUGGGGAGGGAAGUUGGCAGAGCUCGGCCUCAGGAUCCGCGCCCCUGUGGAAGGACGGCAGAGGAGAGCCGUUUCACCAGCCUCUCCCCUGCUGGGGUCUCGGGAAACACGCGGUAAUCACCGAAGAACCCCGCACUCUGUGAGAGGCGAGGCUGCGAGGUUGCCGGGACAUUUUGAGGACCGGGCUCGGCCGGGGAGACUCCAACCUUCACCCUCCCUGGCCCCCGGUCCCACUUCCCGCCUUCUCCCGGCGCCGCCACUUCAGGCAGCCCACUCGGCCCGGCCUCUCCCCGCGCCCGGACCACCCCCCACGGGGUGCUCUCACUGCGCAGCGAGUCCCUCCGCUGCCUCCUCCCAGCCCAAAAUGGCGGCGAUGGCCGCCGAUCUUCUCGUCGCCUUCCUCAAAGGCCAAGGAUCCCUCCGCGCGUGCUGCCCCGCCCAUCUUAGCCGGAUCUCUUUUCUGCCCCGUAAAGAUUAACGCCAUCAAUGAACUCUUUAAUUGAGUUCGGAGAAGGCGGGUCCAGUUGUGCCUCCUCACAGUUAAUCGUUGCCAAAAGUGAGACUAUUGGCAGAAGGCUUAACCAAUCAAAGAAGGCAGCGAUGCACGCGCGUUCUGUCCCCGCGCAAGGGUAGAUGGGUUUUGGAGUUUUGGGUGGGGCUGUUGACGUGACAGGCGCUUGGAUCGCUUUUCAGGCUAAAAGAACUACAAUCCCCAGCAGGCACCGCGCGUCCAGGCUAUCUCCUCCCCCCAUCUUAGUGGCCUGAGCGGCUUCACCACAGCUGCUGCAACUGCAGCAAGAGGUAGGGCUGAGGCGUUGGGAAUUGCACCGACAGGCAGUCGCACAGAAAGACACACAGAUGUAGUGGUGUGCAUAGCCCUUGACAGCGAAUAGGUCAGUUCCACUUUUGCAAAACCUCUUUCCAUGACUCUCUCCCCUCUUCCAAGAAAUCCAUCCUUAUCCCAGUUGGGUUUCCCGCUCAGCUGCAUGUAGCGCAAAGACCUCUUUCCCCUUUCCCCUGUUUCCCUUUUUGAGAGGAAGGAGGGAGGCAGGCCAUGACCUUAGAGGAAAAGGCCUCAGCACUAGGCUUGGCCCAGGUCCCAGCUGUGCUUCUGGCCUUUGGAGCCCAGCUUGGGGAGAAGGUUGGGGUGCAGGGCUGCAUCAAGAUUGAGGCCCCUGGAGACAGUGGGAAAGGACUCCUGAGCUUGCUCCAUGUUCUCCCGUGGCAGCAGCAGCCCCGCUGCACUCCCAGCCUUCCCAGGCAGUCCUCCUUUUCCCCUUUGGUGGUUGGGAAAACAAAGCUUACACCUGGCUUCCUGGCUGCCAGUCUGGGCCUCGAUGACUUCCAGGAGGACAGUACAGGACAUGAGCCCUGGUGAGAGACCCGAGGAACAGGACAGGGAAAACGGCUCCUGAAUCCCAUUUGGCCCCUUGUUGGCUGGAGGUGUGAAAACCAGUGGUGGAGGCAGCCUUCGGGGCCUGCAUUUGAGAAUAAGGGUAUGAAGAGCUGGGGUACAAAAUGGCUGCCGCUGCCUGGGCAAACAAUUCUGGGCAGCCAGAGUCUUCCUGAGAACGUUCCUUCAGGACUUGGGUUUCUGAUGUUGUUCAAAGCAGGUGUCACUAGUUCCAGGUGUCUGCUGAAAGAUUUGGAACGGAAGAUGAUGGCCACUCCGAACCAGACCGCCUGUAAUGCAGAGUCACCAGUAGCCCUGGAGGAGGCCAAGACCUCUGGUGCCCUGGGGCGCCCCCAAAUACCCCCUGGGCCUCAUGAUUCUGGUGGUUCCCUGCCCCUGACACCCCGGAUGGAGAGCCACUCAGAGGAUGAAGAUCUUGCUGGGGCUGUCGGUGGCCUGGGCUGGAACAGUAGGAGUCCCCGGACCCAGAACCCAGGGGGCUGCUCAGCGGAGGCUGUGCUGGCCCGGAAGAAACACCGUCGGCGGCCGUCGAAGCGCAAACGGCACUGGCGACCCUACCUGGAGCUGAGCUGGGCUGAGAAACAACAGCGGGAUGAGAGGCAGAGCCAGAGGGCCUCCCGGGUCCGCGAGGAGAUGUUCGCCAAAGGUCAGCCUGUGGCCCCCUACAACACCACCCAGUUCCUAAUGAAUGACCGAGACCCGGAGGAGCCCAACUUGGAUGUGCCCCAUGGGAUCUCCCACCCAGGUUCCAGUGGGGAGAGUGAGGCAGGGGACAGUGAUGGGCGGGGCCGAGCGCAUGGUGAAUUCCAGCGGAAGGACUUCUCUGAGACUUACGAGCGCUUCCACACCGAGAGCCUGCAGGGCCGCAGCAAGCAGGAGCUGGUGCGAGACUACCUGGAGCUGGAGAAGCGGCUGUCGCAGGCAGAGGAGGAGACUAGGAGGCUGCAGCAGCUGCAGGCGGGUACUGGCCAGCAGUCCUGCCGCCAGGUGGAGGAGCUGGCUGCCGAGGUCGAGAGGCUCCGGACUGAGAACCAGCGGCUUCGGCAGGAGAACCAGAUGUGGAACCGAGAGGGCUGCCGCUGUGAUGAGGAGCCGGGUACCUAAGGGUGCCUCCCAGCCUGGUGGACCCAAGGAGAAGGUCCCAUUUUGUGCACACUCAGGCCAGUUGGGUCUCAAGGAGGCAGGUGGCAGAUGAAAACCACCGUCAACACCCUUUGCCCCCUGAGAACAGCUAAAUGGGUUCAGACUCCCACCUCCCCGUUUCCACAGUUGGCUCUUUCGUGUCAUCUUACUCUUUACAGAGAAAUUAAAUGGUCUUGGUGGGACCAAAUGGGA
Messenger RNA from Piliocolobus tephrosceles (Ugandan red Colobus), 3708 nucleotides. RefSeq names its product HEXIM P-TEFb complex subunit 2 (gene HEXIM2). Gene Ontology annotation, cellular component: cytoplasm; nucleus; nucleoplasm. The record is from RefSeq and is a predicted model, not a curated record. Gene Ontology annotation, molecular function: cyclin-dependent protein serine/threonine kinase inhibitor activity; 7SK snRNA binding. Gene Ontology annotation, biological process: negative regulation of cyclin-dependent protein serine/threonine kinase activity; negative regulation of transcription by RNA polymerase II. The transcript has 2 exons. Lineage: Eukaryota; Metazoa; Chordata; Mammalia; Primates; Cercopithecidae. The coding region runs from base 2458 to 3477 and encodes 339 amino acids.